AUGAAGAUUGCCUGGACACUCGCCGCCCUUGCAUCAGCCCGUGGGUUAGGAGAAGAAGAAGACCAAAGAAUCUGGAGCCCAGAUUUGACCGAAGCACAGAUCACCCAAAAUCUCCAAAUCGGCGAGACUUUCAGCUGGUCCGUUCCGGUGUUCCCGGAUGGCAACGGAGACCCACGAUACUUGCCCAACCAGUACUACCGGAUCUACGUCACGGUUCCGGAAAAUACUGCAGUCAAACUCUCGUUCGGCGCCGUCUUCGACGUUGAAGAGCCUGGCAUCACGAAUCAGUGCACAAACGAUGCUGCCAUCGUCUUCAACGGCCCAGACGGCAAUUACGAGCUCGGCCGAUACUGUGGAAACUCGCUUCCUGAGCCCGUCUUCGGCACUCGACAGGACAUGACCCUCGUCUUCAAAACCAACGAAAACUCCGUCGUCCACGAAGGAUUCACGGCUACUUUCGAAGUCAUCGAUUUGGAAGAACACGUCAUCUCCUGGAAUUUGAUUCACAACGCUUUCGAGGAUCUCAAAUCCGAGAUCUUCGAGGGUCACGAUCAUAAGCGAGAUCACAUUCAGGACAAAAAGGCAAUACACUUCCAAAGAAUCUACAAUCGAUUCGCUUGGAUGAGCAUCCACAGCAGAUCUGACGGCCAGUGCGCAGUGCCAGCCGUGCCGACUUCAGAAGGCUUCAUCCCACCAACAUCGGAUUACAGCGAUCCUUGCUAUGCCAUCGGCAAUUUUAUCCACUCGAUCCGCAGCUUUCACGCUGCCUAUGUCUGCCAGGAUAAUAUUCCGAUGGACGCUGAAAAUCGACGAAAAAUUCCAUCAAAAACCCUGCGGAUGCUCAAGACCCAGGAAGACAAUUUCACCAAUAAGAAAUUCCACGCAAUGGGCUGCCUCUUGUAA
Messenger RNA from Oikopleura dioica, 903 nucleotides. NCBI's taxonomy places the organism in Eukaryota, Metazoa, Chordata, Appendicularia, Copelata, Oikopleuridae. The record is from the annotation of a GenBank genome assembly.